Lotus japonicus is the source of this 1131-nucleotide messenger RNA. Its product is annotated as F-box/kelch-repeat protein At3g23880-like. The coding region runs from base 1 to 1131 and encodes 376 amino acids. NCBI's taxonomy places the organism in Eukaryota, Viridiplantae, Streptophyta, Magnoliopsida, Fabales, Fabaceae. The record is from RefSeq and is a predicted model, not a curated record. Gene Ontology annotation, molecular function: protein binding. The transcript has a single exon.
AUGAAAUCCCAACUGUUUUUCUUUGAAGAACUUCUAAUAGAAAUCUUGUCAUGGCUUCCUGUGAAAUCUAUCAUAAAAUUCAGGUGUGUGUCGAAAACAUGGAAGUCUCUCAUCUCUGAUUCUCAAUUCGUAAAACUGCACCUUCAACGGUCAUCUUCUAGAAACACAGAUUUCUCCCAAGCCUACUUACUGAUAAGAAGUUUCGAAUUACAUAAUGAAAUUUUGGAUCAAGAAUACGUCACAUAUCCCUCUAUAAGUUCACUAUUGGAAAGGCAUCCAACCAGGGUAGCAAUCCGAAGUCGUCUCCACGAUCACCAUUUCAUUGGAAGCUGCAAUGGCUUGAUUUCUUUGGAAAAAGCAGAUUGCACAACUGAAAAAUAUUCCUCCCAAGUGUGUUUCUGGAACCCAGCUACAAGGUCAAAGUCUCAACAUUCACCACCUUUAUAUGAUCAUGAAAGUAGUGGAUUUGGGUUUGGUUAUGAUUGUUUGAGUGAUACUUACAAAGUGGUGGCAGCAAUGCUCUUUGAGAAGACAAUGGUAAAUGUUUAUAACAUGGGUGAUAGGCGCUGGAGAAGAAUCCAAGUUUCCCCUUUUCCUUCUUUACAUCUCGAAAGAGGAGUUGCGGUUUAUGUGAGUAACACCCUUAAUUGGUUAGCAACUAUACCGGCAGAUAUAAUGCAAGAGAACCUUGGUAUUGAUAUGUACACAAUUGUUUCGUUUGAUUUGGGGAAAGAAGAGUUGAUACAAUUGCCAUUACCUUAUUCUCCUCGGCGAAUAUAUGAAUUCCAAUAUUUUGAGCCAAUUCUUGGAGUUUUGAGAGGUUCCCUAAGCAUUUCUCAGAAUGACAGUAAAACACAUAAUUUUGUGCUUUGGCAAAUGAAGGAGUUUGGAGUUCACAAGUCUUGGACUAAGUUGUUUAGCAUUAUUGUCAGCGAAAAAAUUAUAUACAGGCCCUGUUUUGCAAUUUGCAUGGAUGAGAAUGGUGAUGCCUUAUUGUUCACAAAAUAUGGUAUCUCCCAACUAGCUCUCUAUACUAAGAAAGAACAUAAAUUAGAAGGCUUAAAGGUUUCUAACCGGUACUGGGGCCGUCAUGUCAAUAAUUAUACUGAAAGUUUGAUUUCACCUUAUUAA